Molecule: messenger RNA, 3257 nt
Organism: Chinchilla lanigera (long-tailed chinchilla)
Lineage: Eukaryota; Metazoa; Chordata; Mammalia; Rodentia; Chinchillidae
Gene: Sec14l2
Product: SEC14-like lipid binding 2
Exons: 12
Coding region: 130-1341 (403 amino acids)
Cellular component (GO): cytoplasm
Source: RefSeq, a predicted model, not a curated record
CCGCGCGCCCGGCCGCUGGGGCCGGAGGCUGGGACUUCACCGCCGCGGCAGCAGAGAACCAGCCCGAGCUCCAUCAGUUGCCGCACCGCUGUGGCUGGAGCCGGAGCCGGAGCCGGGGCGGGAGCUACCAUGAGCGGCAGAGUCGGCGACCUGAGUCCCAAGCAGCAGGAGGCACUGGCCAAGUUUCGGGAGAAUGUGCAGGACGUGUUGCCUACUCUGCCGAAUCCAGAUGACUAUUUUCUCCUGCGCUGGCUCCGAGCAAGAAGUUUUGACCUGCAGAAGUCAGAGGCCAUGUUACGGAAGCAUGUGGAAUUCCGAAAGCAAAAGGACAUUGAUAAUAUCAUUAGCUGGCAGCCUCCAGAGGUGAUCCAGCAGUACUUGUCAGGGGGCAUGUGCGGCUAUGACCUGGAGGGCUGCCCGGUCUGGUACGAUAUCAUUGGGCCUCUAGAUGCCAAGGGUCUGCUGUUCUCAGCCACCAAGCAGGACCUGCUCAGGACCAAGAUGCGGGACUGUGAGCUGCUUCUGCAGGAGUGUUCCCGCCAGACCACAAAGUUGGGGAAGAAAAUAGAGACCAUCACGAUGAUUUAUGACUGUGAGGGCCUUGGCCUCAAGCAUCUCUGGAAGCCUGCAAUAGAAGCCUAUGGAGAGUUUCUCUGCAUGUUUGAGGAAAAUUAUCCCGAAACAAUGAAGCGUCUUUUUGUUGUUAAAGCACCCAAGCUGUUUCCUGUGGCCUAUAACCUCAUCAAACCCUUCCUGAGUGAGGACACUCGUAAGAAGAUCAUGGUUCUGGGAGCAAACUGGAAGGAGGUUUUACUGAAAUAUAUCAACCCUGACCAGCUGCCUGUGGAGUAUGGAGGCACCAUGACUGACCCUGAUGGAAACCCCAAGUGCAAAUCCAGGAUCAACUAUGGGGGUGACAUCCCCAAGAAGUAUUACGUGCGAGACCAGGUGAAACAGCAGUAUGAACACAGUGUGCAGAUUGCCCGUGGCUCCUCCCACCAAGUAGAGUAUGAGAUUCUCUUCCCCGGAUGUGUCCUCAGGUGGCAGUUCAUGUCAGAGGGAGCAGAUGUUGGUUUUGGGAUUUUCCUGAAGACCAAGAUGGGGGAGCGGCAGCGGGCAGGGGAGAUGACAGAGGUGCUGCCCAACCAGAGGUACAAUUCCCAUCUGGUCCCUGAGGAUGGGACCCUUACCUGCAGCGAUCCUGGCAUCUAUGUCCUGCGGUUUGACAACACCUACAGUUUCAUUCAUGCCAAGAAGGUCAGUUUUACUGUGGAGGUCCUGCUUCCAGACAAAGCCUCAGAAGAGAAGAUGAAUCAGCUGGGGUCAGAAACCUCAAAAUAAUGCCUCCUCCUCCGGCAGACCUGGCCCCUUCAACGUCGGUUUCCUUGUAGCAGUCAUUUUUCCACAACCUUGCAGCCCAAAGAACCUGGGCUGGAAGACUUCUGGCUGGAUCUGGGAGCUUUUGCAUCAGAAUUAGGAAGAGGACAACUCCUUGCUUCUAAAAUUACCAGGGAGUCCUCAAGGGCUGGUCACUGUGAUAGGAUCUAUCUGUCCUGAAAACCUUGUCAAAUUUACCUUUCCAGUGUCAGCCAAGACAGGGAGGUUGGGGGUGCCACUGGGCAGCAGCAGGGAAGAAAUUAGAAAAAGAGGGAGAGAUUGGGACCUAACACUUCAGGGAAGCCAGCUGCAGAGGAGAAAUGUGCUUCCAGAUGAACAUGGAAGUUCAGAUCAUAAUAAGGGAAAGCAAGGUAGCUGGUUGGUAAGAGUUAUGGUGGGGACUGGAAGCUCUUCCAAACUUUUUUUUUAUCAUUGAGGCUGCGGUGUCUUUUGGCUUUUACCAAGUCAGCACAGAUCUUCCCACUGGAAGGUAGCCAGGCAUGCCUCUCUCUCUCUCUCACCUUGAGAACUUCAGCGACUCCUGCGCUGCCUCUUUAAUUACUAAUGAUUGUCAGUGAGUCAGGGGUUCUGGGGACUUUGGUACCCAGCCACUGUUCUCUAGUACAAAAAACAAAAACAAACAACAGCAACAAAGCACAAGGCUAGUUAUCUCUGGGGACCACGGUUCACGGAAGGGCCUAGGAAGUAGGAGGCUGGGGAUGGAAAUGAGUCCUCAAUGGGGUGCCUCUCACCCGCUUUUCAGGGCCCCUAGCCUCUCACUGAGUAACCCUCCGCGUGAGCAACCUAGAUGAAAGUGACGAAGGGGCUCAAGGCAGCAGCACUCUGAGCAUUUCCUAGUCUGAGACUCCAGCGGAGCCCACCGACCGGCUUCCUGACUGUCCUGAGCAAGGCCUUAGCCGUCCCAUCUUUGUGGGAGGCGUACACACAGGCGCCCCACUCGGCUCGCGCCUGUGAAUGUCGGUAGCCAGGCCGAGCUGCCGACCGCGCAGGCGGCCAGAGAUCGGGCCGGCAUCUCGAAGAGCCAGGGGCCGGGGCCGGCCGGAGCCCCUAACUCCGGGGAGCUCGGGAAGCAGCUCCGAGCCCUGGCCAGGCCUGGGGAGCUCGUCAGGCGAAGCGGAGGGAGCUAGCGAGGGCCACAGGCGGCCCCAGUCAGAUCGCUCGGGAGGACCUCCUGGCCUUGGUUUACAAUGCUCUGUUAGCAAAAUUAACCACCGAAUAAAGCAACGUCCAGUGCACACGGCGUGGAAUUCAAUGCCCGUUACCCCUUUAUGUGCUUCUCAAACUUCAGCUUCCCAGAAGGCCUCUGGUAGUUUACUGCCAAUGAGACGCAUGCGUAGCUCUCAGCUGCUCUCUUCUCGCGUGAGUUUUUCCUGAGAGGACAAAUUACCAACUUGCCUUCCGGUUGGGACGGUCGGUAGGGUGUCGUCCGCCAUCUUUGCUCAGGGCGAGAGGCGUGCUCCUGACCGCCUUCACAGGGAGGGCGGAAGCCCCGCCCCACUCGGCUUGUCAAAAAUCCUCCUGGUAGUUCGAGAGCAACAGCACGUGUGUCACGGCGAGCUCUACCCGCGGCGGCGGUGGUGGGCCCAAAGUAGGAGAAAGGCGGAGGAGCAGCGAUCACGUGGUGUUAGGGACCGUCUUCUAAUUUCGCACCACCACUGCCGGUUUUCAGGGGCUGGGGACUGUUCUCUUCGCUCCCUACCCCACCGAGCCAGUCCCCGCUAGAUAACCGCUGACCCACAGACAGCCCACGACUUACAGGGACGCAGGCGCCUACGGCUGAAAACAGUGGCUUCAAUAAGGAGUUGGUAUUUAUUUUCCCAGUCUUUAUUUGAUGAUAAUAAAAACUAAUUCUUAAAGAA